Messenger RNA from Orbicella faveolata, 2627 nucleotides. RefSeq lists its product as uncharacterized. Lineage: Eukaryota; Metazoa; Cnidaria; Anthozoa; Scleractinia; Merulinidae. The record is from RefSeq and is a predicted model, not a curated record.
AGAAAAAUCAGUCUUGCCAUGUGCAGGGCUAGAACGGCUCAGGGUUGUUCAGCAAGCCAUGAGUAAUUCACUCGAAAAGGAUCCUUUCGACGGGAUCACUAAGUCGCAUGUCGAAGAUGCCGCAUAACGAAGCAUUUAUUUACGUAUUGACGUGACAUUUUAAGUGACACUGUCAAAGCUAUCGGCGUCGAAAUAGAUUAAAAUUCCCUCAAAACAUUCACCGUAUAUUUGUUACUGUUACAGUUUCUGGUAUUUUUCUUUUGUUGUUAAAUACCGUCUUAAAAAAUUUUGUUUUUGAACAUUCGGCUGUUUCUGUCCCGAUUGAUCGCCCUGUCUCGAAUAAACGUACGCCCUCCCUUGAGGAACCAAAUGUAAGUAAGCGCCCCAGGCGCUAAAUCGAAUCAUCACGGUACUUAAUUAUUAUAAAUAAAACUUAAAGUUGUCGUAAAUCUCUGUGGGGCUAGUCCUUGCCAGUUUCAAACUCUUAACUAACGUGAAUCGGGAUAUGUUUCAUUGUGCCGCCCAAGGCAAGAGGCGCCCUCAAUUCUCGUGACGAUAAUACUGUGGAUGAAGGAUGGAAAUUUUAUCUGUUUCUGUUUUAUUGCUAUUUUUGAGAUACUUUUGCCAUCCUAUCCCGAUUCUUGGGCCCCUAAUUAGGAUAAAAACUGCUAACCUUGAUGAACAAAACAAAUUAAACUUACUAAACAAUUUGCAAUGAUGGUUGGAAAGAAAAAACCGGGGCAGACUGAAAUGCCUUUGACCCAACUACAACAACAAUCUUAGAACACUUAAUAUAGUUUAUUGGUUGAGCCUAGGGUUGAGCCUGUAAAUAAAAGCACGGCUUUUGGCGAAUCGAGUCCCAGUUAAAAGCCAUAGUGCUGACCGGGAGCAGUCUCUCUUUUCCUCGAAAAUCCGUGUGGAAGAAGAACGCUAAAUGAGUGAGGUCAGUGAGCGGUCGCGCUCGCGAGCAUGCGAGCGUGGGGGAACGUGAGAGGCUCCCGUGACUGCUCGCAUGUCAAACUCGCAGUUACGCUUGUUUUGCGUCCUUCCCCACGGAUUUUCGAGUAAAAGUCAAGAGACAUUGCUCGCCGUCUAAAGCGAUCAGAAGAUGUCUUCACGUAAUUCGGAGGAAGAAAACAUUCUCCCUGUCGAGCCCAGCGAUGAAGCCAACAACAACGAAAAGGAAGCCUGUGAUGAGGUUACAAAGAAGCUGGAGCACGUUCUUUUCUCGAAAAUUGUGAGGCUCAAUGUCGGCGGCCACUUUUUCUCGACCAGUCUAGCAACCCUGAAUAAAGAUCCAGGUUCCAUGCUACACGCUAUGUUUUCGGGAAGAUUUGACACAAAGCCAAGCGAGGAUGGAUCUUACUUCAUUGAUCGCGAUGGAACUCACUUCCGGUAUAUCCUGAAUUAUCUUCGCACUGGGCAGCUUAUUGUGCCUAAAGACGAGAUGGUGCGAAUUCGCGAAGAGCUACUGGCCGAGGCUGAAUUUUAUCAAGUUGAGGGGAUCAUCAGUGAGCUCACUGCGAGGCCAUUUAAGAAUUCAGUUAUUCUAUCCUCAGAUCAACGCGAAACCUUGAUGAAUUGGUUGAAGGAAACUCAAGCACUCAAUAACACCAGGGACAACUUGUUCUUUGCUUUGUUAUAUCGUGCUUCCCGUGAUGGCUGGGCUGCUGCCGACUUUCACGCCCGAUGCGACUACAAGGGUCCUACGGUGACAGUGAUCAAGAGUGGCAAAUACAUAUUUGGAGGCUAUACCGAGCAACAGUGGGAACAUACCGGUAAGCAUUUUAACCCAGCGUAUUUGAUUUAGGCAUACCAACAAAACAAGACCUUAGAAACUAAGUUUAUAUGUCACAAAAACAGCCUUGUCUUUUUUUCUUAGUUCCUGUGGGGAGCUCAGUGCAAAUUAUAUAUAUCUAAUUGUCAUGUUUUCUACUGCUCUUAAUUUCUUUAGAUUUUGAGAAUAUGACUCCUAGCAAAGUCGAUCGAACCCGAUCGAGCUGAAUUUCAAUCGAACUCAAUCGAACUCAAUCCAUGGAUUAAGCUCGAUCAGGAACAUGUUUCGAUUGAAUUCGGCAAUCGAACGAAAUAGAACUCGUACAAAAACAAUAGCUCAUAUUAGCAUUCUCAGUACUAGACUGGAACUAGCUUGCAACUGUCUUUUCAAAUGCACAUAGCAUUUAUCUCUUGUUGCCUUGUGUCCACGUGACUCGUUUGGUCACGUGGACACGAGGUUACGGAGUGAGUCGGUACCUUCCUUCCUGUGCAAGAAAAUCCUGUGUAACCCAUCUUUGCGUUGAUAAUGUAAUAUUCCUGUGAAGGGAGGUACAAAGAUAUGGCUUGGGCAACUUGCCGGUUAAUCAGCUUUGGCUACGAAAGGCAGGUAUAAAACGUAACUGAACUGAAUACAUGAUAAUACUUGUCUUUUGGUUAACAUCUUUUCUGGCAGGUAAUGUUCUCCCGUGAUAUCUGAUAUUGUUCACUAACUUCAUGCCAAGGGUUUAGAAAAGGGGUGCAGUGUUCUUAAGUAGGUAUGUAAAGGAGUAUCUUUUCUCGACGAAAGGUAUACGGAAGGCAUAGCUUUCCUGUCUGGACUUUGGGGCGGAACCUCCCCUUAUAAAACAUUU